This is a messenger RNA of Chilo suppressalis (striped riceborer), 1653 nucleotides long. Lineage: Eukaryota; Metazoa; Arthropoda; Insecta; Lepidoptera; Crambidae. The record is from the annotation of a GenBank genome assembly.
AUGCCUGCCACAGUCGAGCAAAAAACUAUAGAUCCAGAAGCAGAGCUGAGCAAUGUGCAGAGAACGUUUCAAAAGCUGGCGCCGAUGUGCAGCGUAGAGAAGCGUGCGGCUGGUAUCCCACAGCUGGCCCCGCAGGAGAAGCAGCUGGGCAUACUGGCCCACGAACUCAGGGAGACCCUGCUGUGCAUCACUCUCGCCACGAAAGGACAGCAUGCGCUUCGAGACAGUAUCGUUAAGAGCGGCACCAAGCACUCCAUCGUGGAAUACGAGCAGCUGGAGUCUGUGCUGCGUGACGAGAAGGCACAGCAGGCGGAGCUGGACUGCCUCAACUACCUCGCGCAGAAGCAGCUGGUGGAACUGCUAAAAAGAGUACCCACGGAGGCCGAUGAGCUGGCGAUGAUUGAGAACGCCAACAACUGCUUGCGCCGCAUGGAGAACCGGCUGGAUCUGGCCACCAAGCGGUUCUGCGUCGUCAACGCAGAUAACAAGCGCGUCCGGGAGGAAAUACAUCGACUGCUGGUCGAGAGAAACGACUUCAACAUCCAAUGGAACCGCACCAUCGGCAAACUGGUGAAAGGCAAGGAGUACCUAAUGGACAUAUUCGAGAUCGCCGCCGUAGCAUUCGGGAACAGAGACGAAUGCUGCAGGAAGCUGGAAGCACUCAAAUGGAAAGGACUCUUCCAACUGAACAGGGAUAUAUCGGAAAUGCAAUCAUACGAGGGGGAGUUGAACCACCUAGCGAAGUUGGAGGAGUUUCUCCGCGUGAAGGGCUCCCGCAGGAUCUGCGAGGCUGAUGAGAAGGAGGAGAUCAAACGCCAGGACGAGAUUCAGCGGUGCGAGCAGGAGAUCGCGAGACACGACGCAAUCCUUGAAGCCAUAUUUGAGUAUGCUGGAACAGAUAGGGUGGCGACGAUCAUCCACCAUUUUAAGAUAGUGGAGAUCGAGAACUUCUCGACGUUCGUGCUGCUAUGCGAGGUGCUGCAGGAGUCCAUCAUCGUCAGGAGGGAGCUGGAGAUCAUGCGCCAGAAGAUCCUCGACCAACGGGACAUAAACGAAGCUCGAGAGGAGAACCAGGACAAGAAGGUAGCCGCCAAGACGCUGGAGCUGGAGCAGAUGCGCGCGCGCAACGAACACAUGCGGGAUCUGAACACGGCCGCUGAUCUCACCAUCGUCAAGGUGCUGAAGGGUAUCGACGAUUUAGUUAGACUGGCAAGAUGCGACUUCUCCCCGCUGCUGUCUCUGCUCGGCAACCACAAAGAAGUGACCAAAUGGAACGUGCCCAAAUUUCUCCGGAUACUGGAGUCUGAAGUCAAAAGUCUCAUAGAAGUAGCCUAUGGUGCUGUGAAGCCUCCAGCGCCGACGCCUAAAGCACGCAAGGGGCCCGCCGGGCCAGCGGCGCCCAAACUUGUGGCAGACCCCUACGUGGAGCCGCUGCACCCCAACAGGAUCGAGAAGCUGGUGCCCUACCAGCCCUGCGCUUACUGCGUUGAGGAUUACAUAAUGAACUUGGUGUUCGAGACUCCGGCUGUGCCCGCAGAUAAGGAAUACAUCGAGGGCAUAUUCCACCUCGAGGACGUCAACACCAAGUUUGGCAUCUACACGCUCACCAUACCAGCGAAACGACAUCCAUACAGGGGUCCGAAGAAGGAUUGA